AUGAAGUUUUAUUGUUUUGUGUUGUGUGCGAUUUUCUGUUUAAGUGAUGCUCUUCAUUCAGAAGGGGAGCUAAAUGAGGCGUGCUGUAGACACGGUGGUCAAUAUUCCAAGAACGCUGCAAGUGACUGUGAUGAUGCAGACGUCCCAAAAGAUUUUGAUACAGAGGAUGAGAAGGACAUUUGUAAGGCAAUAGCAGUUGGCUGUUGCCAACAAUACAAACAUUCAGAUGAAUGCUCCGAUGGAAUGGUGUACGCAACAGAUAAGCGAUGCGACGUUCCAAAAACCGAAGUUGGAAAGACAUGUUGCGAGGAAUGUUCGUUGGGAAGGUGGGUAGGAGAAUCUCAGGGGCUCGAAGGCUGCAACAAUGGCGAAGACGAUUACUUUGAUCCAACUGCUGUACUCAGGAGAAGAGCAUAUUCUACUUGUUGUCAGAGGGCCGCAGAAGAAGCAGAGAAAACUACAGAACCGAUACCAGAAACAACGACAAAACGGAUAGAAACUACAACAGAGAAAAGAGUGGAGACUACGACACAGAAGAAGGAAAAAUGUAACAAGAAAUCUUGCGAACACGUAUGCAACGACGAAGAUGGUCGUGUGCAUUGCCAAUGCCACGAGGGAUACAGAUUGCAAAGUGAUAAGAAGUCAUGUAAAGAUAUAAAUGAAUGUGCCGAAGCUAUCGACGAUCUGUGUAUCGCUGAAGACACAGUAUGCCAUAAUACCGCUGGUUCAUUCAAAUGUGUUCCCAUCAAAAAGCGUGAUGUGGGACUCACUUGUCCACCUGGCUUCAAACGGAAUGUUCAGAACCAAGUCUGUGAUGACAUAAAUGAAUGUCAACUCCCCCGGCCUCCAUGCCCCAAGUACUUGUGUGAGAACACAAUUGGUGGGUACAAGUGCGCCGGGAAGGCAGGUAAACCCUUCGAGGAAGCAGCACCAGGAAUUACAACAGAACCACCAGCUGCAACCCCUACUGCACCAAAGAACGACAUCUGUCCUCCUGGAUUCAGAGCUGGACCUGAUGACGAAUGUGUUGAUAUUGAUGAAUGUGAAGAGCGUCUAGACGACUGCCAGCGCUUGUCGCAGCACUGCAUCAACACUCACAGUGGCUUCUUCUGUCAGGACCAUGUGUCCAAGCGCUGUGCUCCAGGUUUCAAAGUCAACUCGCGAACAGGAAUAUGCGAAGAUAUUGACGAAUGUGAAGAAAGUUCAGAGGUGUGUAAGCGAUCUGAAAUAUGCGUCAAUUUGCCAGGAGCUUACAACUGCAAGUCCAAAAUCAGCACACUACCAAAAUUAGGUUCAACAAGAAUUUGCCAGGAAGGCACCAGAUUAAAACCCGGAAGCACUAUUUGUGAAGACAUUGACGAGUGCCGCGAAGGCAAUCACCUGUGUGACCAGUUUCAAUACUGCAUUAACACUUAUGGUGGUCACGAAUGCAGAUGUAAAAAUGGCUUCGAGCUGGACUCCACGUCAGGAUCUUGCGUUGACAUUGAUGAAUGCGCCUUAAAGUUGGACAACUGCGGUGCUGGCUCUCACUGUCUCAACGUUUUAGGAUCAUUUACGUGUACACGUCGUCCUCCCACCACUACUAGUACUACUGCGCAUCCUAUAGAUGAUUUUUACUAUGACUCUGACGAAGAAUUUCCUACCUCUGAUGAUCCCAUUCCAAAAUCUAGUUCCACCACAAAACCCAUUCCACGUGUCACACCGUCGAUCCCUCCAUACGGUAAUUAUCCGACCUAUCCUUCCACGACAAGAACGUCCACAACACGUAGAACCUCUUACAUUAACAGACCUGGUAGGCCGGCAAUCUACACUACUUUACCGCCCACUACCACAGAACUUACGACUACACCUAAAGUGACGCAGACGACACCAAAGGCGGAUGUUAUUCGUCCUUCUUACGUUCCCCAUCCUCCAGAAUUGCCACCGAGACCUGAUGAGAGACCUAGAAGACCGGAGUACCGUCCCACUAGACCAACAGAGUCAUCGAGGAGGCCUUAUUACACUCCUAGUCCAGUUACGACUACGGAAUCCCCUAGAACAUUUGAAACAUUAACGGAAGUGUCGGUCACACCCUCUGGAUAUCCAGAAUUAUUAGAGACAGACAAAAACCCAGAUGGCAGCUACGGAUUAAAUACCAGUGAUGUACCGAAGAAUACAUGGACGAACGUCGUAGGACGCGAUAAGCCAGAGGAGCCAGAUUUUGAUAUCAAUAAUCUCCAUUGUUUAUAUGGUUUGGAACGAGAUGCUCAAGGAAAUUGUGUAGAUAUAAAUGAGUGUGAAACCAAUAGACAUGUUUGUAGUGGUUUGGAGAUGUGCGUCAAUAUGGAAGGUGGAUAUAGGUGUGAGUGUGUGCCAGGUUACUACAGAGAUGCCUCUGGAUGGUGUACACCGUCCAGGUUUCCCAGCACAUACAGGACUCCACCACCUACCACCAGUACUACCGCUAGAACUACAACCAGUACCACACCUAGAACUACUACCAGUACUACUACUAGCACAACAACAGAAAGACCAACCGAAAGAAGUUCAAUUAUACCAACAACACCAAGAGUUUGGUAUACACCACCUCCGAGACCUAGAAGACCUGUGAUACCUCCUACAUCGUGCGGAAUGGGAUAUACUUUCAGCUCUGCUGCCGGUGGAUGUGUCGAUAUCAAUGAAUGUGCCGUACGAAAUACCUGCAAUGAAAAUGAGGAAUGUCACAACGUGGAAGGCGGUUACUAUUGCAAAUGCGGUGCGAGAUGUCGUGCGGAAAAAGAGAAACCUACAUACGAACCGGCACGACCACCGCCGUCGCCGUCGCCGUCGCCACAGCCGCAUGAGCCCCUGCCUGACCCCGACUCAAACGUGAUCACCGUGGGGGCGCAGUACGGACAACGGGGCCCGCGCAUGAUGAGACCCACCUUCACCAGGCUGCCCAACUCUGGAGCUAUACUCACCUCCUGCCCAUGGGGGUACAGGCUAACGCCGGAUAAAUAUUGCUAUGAUAUCGAUGAAUGCGCCAAAAACGUAUCGCAAUGUGGUCCCCAACAACGUUGUGAGAAUUUCUUCGGCGGUUACUCAUGCCAGUGUCCCGCUGGUCACAAAUUAUACGGCAAAGACGGCUGCGAGGACGUCGAUGAGUGCCGAUAUGGCUCUCCAUGCUCCUACAAUUCAAAGUGUGUGAAUACGGUUGGGUCGUUCCGUUGCGAGUGCGGUGAAGGUUUCCGAAGCUCUCCAACUAAUGACAAAGUAUGCGUCGACAUCGACGAGUGUGCAGAAGCGCCAGAAGUCUGCCAACAGAAUUGCGCAAACGCAUGGGGAGGGUACCGCUGUUACUGCAAAAGGGGAUAUGUACUAGAUACUGACAAUAGGACCUGCGUGGACGUAAACGAGUGCGCGGAGUGGUCCGCAUCACGCGUGCGCGGGCGCGCGUGCGCCGGCUACUGUAUCAACGAGCCCGGCUCAUACCGCUGCGGCUGCCCGCAUGGAUACAGACUCGCUGACGACGCGCGCACAUGCAUAGACAUCGACGAGUGUGAGACAGGCGAGGCUUCUUGCGCGGUAUCACCGGAGCCCGGCCACGUAUGCCAGAACACCCGCGGCAGCUACCAUUGCCAUCGGAUCAAGUGCCCUCAAGGAUACCGACUAGAAGCUCAACACCGCUGCAGCCGUAUCCAGCGCUCGUGUCCGGUGACUGAUUGGAAUUGUCUCCAACAGCCCUCUACUUACACCUACAACUUCAUCACAUUUGUUGCUAACAUUUAUAUGCCCACAGGCAGUGUGGACUUGUUCACUAUGCACGGACCGUCGUGGCGGAAUUCAGUGGUCAGCUUCGAGCUGAGGAUGAUAGAUGUUCAAGCGGAACCAGGCGUCAAGCCGGCAGACCUGAGGUGUUUCGAUAUGAGGCCGACGAACAACGUUUGCGUUAUAUCCUUGGUGUGCUCGCUGGGCGGGCCGCAGGUAGCUGAACUGGAGUUGACUAUGUCGUUAUACCAAAGAGGACAGUUCGCGGGCAACGCGGUCGCGAGACUUAUUAUCAUUGUAUCGCAAUACGAGUUCUAA
Molecule: messenger RNA, 4044 nt
Organism: Diatraea saccharalis (sugarcane borer)
Lineage: Eukaryota; Metazoa; Arthropoda; Insecta; Lepidoptera; Crambidae
Source: the annotation of a GenBank genome assembly